AUGAAAGCUGUGAGGACAGAAGAAAUGAUCACAGGACAUUCAGGUGACAAAGCCUUCGCGCAGUUCCUGACGGAUGAAAUCAAGGAGGAGAGGAAGAUCCAGAAGCACAAAUCUCUGCCCAAGGUCUCCGGAGGGUGGGAGCUGGAGGUGCAGGGCACGGAGGCCAAGCUGGUGCGGAAAAUCGCCGGGGAGAAGAUAACAGUUACAUUCAACAUCAACAACAGCAUUCCACCCUCGGCUGAGGAAGAAACACAAGAAGAGCAGAAACCUGAUGAACAGGAGCCUGAUCUUACAUCAACUCCAAACUUUGUUGUGGAAGUCAUAAAAGAUGAUACAAAACAGACCCUGGUUCUUGACUGCCAUUACCCUGAGGAUGAGAUUGGACAUGAGGGAGAGGAAGAAAGUGAUAUUUUCACCAUUCGGGAGGUCAGUUUUCAGCCCACUGGAGAAUCUGACUGGAAGGAAACCAACUACACCCUCAACACGGAUUCCCUGGACUGGGCUCUGUAUGAUCACUUGAUGGAUUUCCUGGCUGAUCGAGGAGUGGACAACACCUUUGCUGAUGAGUUGGUAGAGCUUAGCACUGCACUGGAGCACCAGGAGUACAUUAAAUUCCUUGAAGACCUUAAAAGCUUUGUCAAAUGUCAGUAGGUUAGGCCAGGAAACUGAUCUGCAAGAGUGGGUAUUCCACAGCACUGCUCCAGCCAGCAGUACCCAAAUAUAUCUUCACAACAGAUAUGGAGAGUAAGUACCUUUGGAAUAUGGAGAAUGAGGAUUCUCACUUGUACUGGGGGUUUUGUAUUUAUGUUGCAGUCCACACCAGGUUCU
Chaetura pelagica (chimney swift) is the source of this 828-nucleotide messenger RNA. RefSeq names its product complement component 1, q subcomponent binding protein (gene C1QBP). The coding region runs from base 1 to 651 and encodes 216 amino acids. Gene Ontology annotation, cellular component: mitochondrial matrix. The transcript has 6 exons. Gene Ontology annotation, biological process: cytosolic ribosome assembly. NCBI's taxonomy places the organism in Eukaryota, Metazoa, Chordata, Aves, Apodiformes, Apodidae. The record is from RefSeq and is a predicted model, not a curated record.